This is a messenger RNA of Hyalella azteca, 813 nucleotides long. RefSeq lists its product as uncharacterized. The record is from RefSeq and is a predicted model, not a curated record. The transcript is spliced from 5 exons. Gene Ontology annotation, biological process: sensory perception of taste. The coding region runs from base 1 to 813 and encodes 270 amino acids. NCBI's taxonomy places the organism in Eukaryota, Metazoa, Arthropoda, Malacostraca, Amphipoda, Hyalellidae. Gene Ontology annotation, cellular component: membrane.
AUGUUUGGAAAUCAGAAAGCACUACAGCGGUGCUACGACGCACUGAAGUUCAUUGGGGUGUUUUUGGAACGAAGGAAACGCACCGCUUCUCCCGUUCGUCGGAAUCGAAUUGUCCCGCAUCUUGAUUUCCUCGCAAAGUUUGGGACUUCUUACGGAUCUUUUGGCACUCUUACUGAAGAAUACGUCGUGAACGAGAUCUAUGUAACUGCUAUCUCAACUAGUAAGAGGGGAAAACCGCUGACGAUUGCAGAGAAAAUUCUGAAGGACAUCGAGAACCAAAUGGUACUCAUUGACCAAGCGCUGGAACUUUUAGAAGACACUUAUUCGUGGGUACUCAUCGCCAUGUCUAUCUGGUACCUAACUGACCUGCUGUUCGCAUUUUACAUGGUGAUGACAAACUUCGGGUCGAACGGGGUAUCAAACCCAACGAUGAGCUUCGUGGUUAUCGUCGAGGGGAUGAGCAUACUUUUCUUGAUACACAAUCCGGCAGACACUUUACUGGAGGCGGAAGAAGAUUUUCUCGUACAUCUACGAAUGUUUAUUUGCCACGUGCCAGACGAGGAGCUCUCGAGGCCGAACACCGGCCUCGUCCUGGCGGUUCAGCGUCCGCGGUCGCUGACGCUCGGCAAAUUUGGAACCAUCGGCCGUAGUUCUUUCUUGAACACGCUGGCGUUCAUGAUGUCGUAUGUGGUGACGACAAUCCAGUUCUACUACGCCGCGCCUCCCGCCGCACCAACACCGCACGUCGGCUUCAUCAAUGCCACCGACUUGUCACCGCCGCCGAUGACGAACUCCAGCAACUACACAGCUUAA